AAAAAAAAAAAAAAAAAAAAAAGCGGCCACGCGUGCACGAACAAAUCAAUCCGCCGCCACGACCAUAUACACACGCGAAUACGUGAAAAGAAAACAACAACAACAACAACGUAUUUACUUCCACUAGCGCUACGUUUCGAGAACGUUCCCCGUAGCUGCAGCUCGCGCGCCGAGCGGAAAAGAUGACGUCAAGCGCUCGAGCGACACCUCGCCCUGUUCCCUAAAACGCGUUUUAAAAAAACGGAUCUGGAACACACGCCGAUACCGCAAUUUAAAACAAAUACACACCUGCAGAUUUAGUACGAGACGUUCAAAAUGGAGGAAAAGCUAUUAGUAUGAGGCAGGUCCUACCCCAGCUGAGCACGCGCAAACCUUUUUAAGCUCUGCAGGGAGCUCGCGCGAUCACGUGUCCGGGCUCGUGCCAAUGAGCGCGAGGUUCGCGUGUUUUUGCUCGGUUUUUCUUAGCGACGACCAGCGAUGUUUUCAAACCGAGUCGUAAUCUGGAGACGGACGUCACACGGUCGUAGGUUCGAGCGUCGUAUUCAACAAAACGUUUUCUCGUGAAGAGAUAAAACCCGGUUUUCUGUUCCCUCGCGCCGUAUUGAAGUGGAGCUCGAGCGGCAGAAGUGUUUACGCCGGGGGUUCGAGUGACACACGAGCUGAAUCAGGAGCUGCUCUUUAGCUCUAGCAGAACUAGCUGUAGACGCGCUUUUGUCUGCGGCUGUGCGGGUGGCGCAGUCUGCAACACUAAACACUUCACUGGUUCGUCUCUGCUGAACAUGAGAGACUGUAACUAUGGACCAGACCCCCGGUGCAGCGUGUCGCCUCUCACGUAUUCAGGCCCAGGAUGAACCGAGUGAGCCGUAGCUGCCACAGCUAGUCAGAAGCUGCACCAUGGCCAAGCCGGGGACCGACAGAGAUGGAGCCAUGGUGGAAAAGACAACCGGGAAGAAGAGUAAAGAGAAAAUCUCCCCAUUUACCAAAACUCCGAAGUUGGACCGGAGUGAGAUUAUGGGGAAGGAGGGGAAGCCCAAGUCUUCCAUGAAACGCAAGCUCUCCUUCAGCGUCAGUCCGCCCCGUAACGGGGAACGGGACUCAGACACAGAUGACUCUGACCCCGGCCAGUCAAGCGAUAUGUGGGGAGAGAGAUUACUUCCUCCCUGCAGGAUAUACGCAGAUAAAGAUGGUCCUGAUAAAAAGAGGGUAAAGAAGGAGUCCGGGGGUAAAAAGUCCACCCCUGUGAACAUUUUGUUUGGUUACCCGCUGUCGGAACGCAAGCAGAUGGCCCUGCUGAUGCAGAUGACCGCAAGAGAUAACAGUCCAGACACCACACCAAGCCACCCCUCCCAAGCGCCAGCAGUGCAGAAAAAGACCCCGAAUAGCUCGACUUCGCGUCAGAAAGACAAGGUGAACAAGAGGAACGAGCGCGGAGAAACACCGCUUCACAUGGCUGCCAUCAGAGGAGACGUCAAACAAGUCAAGGAGCUGAUUGGACUAGGGGCGGAUGUCAACAUGAAAGAUUUUGCCGGAUGGACGCCGCUGCAUGAAGCCUGCAAUCUUGGUUACUAUGAUGUAGCGAAGGUUCUUAUCGGUGCAGGAGCUGAGGUGAACACACAGGGAUUGGAUGAUGAUACCCCUCUUCACGAUGCCUCCAGCAGUGGACACAAGGAUAUUGUGAAGUUACUCCUGCAGCACGGAGGAAAUGCGUUCCAGGCAAACAAGAGAGGCGAGCGGCCGGUGGAUGUCGCUGAUUCUCAGGAGGUUGAGCAGCUACUGAAGGGGGAGAUUCCAUUGUCUGACCCAGAUGACAGCUCUUCAGACUCAGAGGACCCUCCAUCAGUAAACCCCUCCAGUGUAGAUGAGAAUAUGGAGUACUCAGACACCGAGAAGGACUCUGACGGCAAAUCGACCACAGCAAAGGCCACGUCUUCGGUGUCUGGUGUGGAUGAGUACGAGUUCAAGGAUGAGGAAGAGGAGGAAGAUCUGAGCAAGGCCCUAAAUGACAGGCACAUCUUGAGACGAGAAGUGCGUCAGAAAGAGAAGGAGGAAAAGGAGGAAAACCAUUACACACCCAAACAGUCCAACAAGAGCGAUCAGGCCGCGUCGUCGUGCAAAGUAAAAAAGGCCAAAUCAUCCCGAGUACUGUACUGCAGUUCAGAUAGUUCAGACGACGAAAUAGAAGCUUCAUCAGAACGAAAGUGUUCACCGACCAGGUCACUCUGCAACGAUACUCACAAAACAGAGAGCCGGACAAAAAGAGAAAGCUUAACUAUAACAUCUACAGAAAAAGGCAAGGCAAACAAGAAGAACAAAAGCAAAAACAAGGAAAAUCAAGAGGUUCAAGAGGACGGAAAAGAAAACAGCAAGUCCCUUCUGUUUUCUGCAGCCACUGUGUCUGACAAUUCUGAUAAAAGUGUUCGGGAGGAAGACUCUUUCAAAAUGUCCUUCAGCCCAAAGGACGAUUCGUCGGUGCACCUCUUUCAUUUGUCGGCUGUGAAAUCACCAAAGCUCGGUUACGGCCAAACUGACAAACAAAUGACUCCAUUAAAGCAGGAAAAUGCUAAGACUUUUGUCUCCAUUGGAGAUGGAUCCUGCCCUAUGGAUUGUGUCAAGUACAAUCACUACACCGAUUCGGACUAUACAGAAGGUUCCAGCAGUAAGAGCUGUAAGCACAAGGACAAGAGCAAACAUCACUAUAAGGAAAACAGCGUGGACGGAGACGACCGAAGCUCAAGUCCUUUCAAAGAUGCCAGUUUAAGCAAUAGUAUGGAUAGCUCUGAAGGAGUCUUUAGGAAGGCUGAAAAGGAUGGUAAGGUCGUCAAGAAGCAUAAGCUAAAACACAAGGAGAAGGACAAGUACAGGAAGGACUACGAGUCGGAGAGGAAUCGGCAUCGCCAGAAAGAACUACGAAAAGACGGACAUAGGAACUUGGAGUUUGACCGAGAAUUUUGGAAAGAGAAUUUCUUCAAAAGUGAUGAGAGUGAAGAACUUAAAGGGAAAAGUGAGACACCGGGCAGUUGUUCUCCUCCCCAGAAGUCCAUCGACUCCUCACCAGUUAAAGAAGAAAAGGCAACAUUAAAAGACAAACAUUCGGUUUGCAACAGCAACAAGGAGAGAAAACAAAAAGACGAGCGAGAGAAAGACAGGCCUGUAAAAAAAGAAAAGAAAGAGAUGGCAUAUAAAGAUGAAAGAGGAGGAAAGGAGGGGAAAGGGGCUGAAAAUGAUGACCGGUCAGAAUGCCUUAACUUGUUGCGAAAGCCUGAAGACUCCAUUCCAAGUCUUUUUAUAAAAGAGGAGGUAGAAGACAAGCCUCUUACUGGAAAUCUGCUCGAUCACAAUCAGCUGGAGACCACAGAGAAGGGCUCUCAAGAGAAAAACGAGAAACGGCUACCCACAAAAGACAGAGAAUCUGAAAAAUGUGAGAAGAAACAGGCAGAAAAAGAAAAGAGAGCCAAAUUGGAACAUUUGUCGGAUAAAUCCGACCUUCACAACUCUACAGAUCGAUGGAAAGAAAGGGACAGGUUAACAAGCACGUCUAAUUUGUCUGGCGAGAGGAGUCACAAAGAAAACGAAAAACUUAAACCUGUUCCUGUUACUAAAAAGUAUGAAGAAAACAAAAAGAGUAAGGACAAGCUCGAGAGGAGAAGCGAGAAAGAGCGGCAGGAGAAAGAGCAUUCGUCAAGCGGCGAUCACCGGGACAAGGACAGGACGAGUUCUGAAAAGAAAGGAAAAGCUCCUGAGAAGAACAGUGAUCAUAGCAAAAAUGAUCGAAUUAAAGAAAAGGAAAGAGAAAAAGACAAAGACUCCGACAAGAAGAAAAAAGAGAAAUCGAAAGAAGCCCCUCUCUCGUCCUCAAGUUCAAAUCUCAAAUCUCUUUUGGAAGAGAAAAAGGGUUACAGCUCUGAGAGCAAUAAAGCAGUGACGUUAAAGAUAAAGGAAGAGGUUAUGAAAACCCCUGAGAAAGACCGGGACAGACGGGAGCGGGAUAGAGAUUUGGAAAGGCACCGGGACCGAGAGCGGCACAAGGACAAAGACAAAGAGAGGACACAGCAGAAUAGGGAUGGCAAACCCUGUAAAACAAGGCCUGUUGAGUCUGAAUCAGAUAGGUCCAAAUCCAAAGCAUCAACCACACAAAAGGAAACCCGUCCCAAAGAGAAAAGACUGGAUAACGAUGACCUCAUGCGGACCAGCUUUGAACGAAUGCUGAGCUUGAAAGAUCAGGAGAUUGAGCAGUGGCACAAGAAGCACUUGGAAAAGAUCAAGCAAAAAGAAAGGGAACGGCUGAAGCAGCGGCCAGGAGCUGACUCCGCGAAGCAGAAAAACAAAGAUAAGGCAAAAAUUCCUACUUCUACUGAACCUCAUGCAAACAAAGAGCUCUUGCGCUCCAAGAGCUCCGAAAUCCCAGAGACGUCCAGUCGUGAGAAGAUGUCGAAGGAUGCAGCCGGUGGAAGGACACUUUCACUAGAUGCAAAGAAUCUCUCGUGUUUUGGGAAGUCGGGUCCUGUAAUAGAAAACAGCCUUAGUCGAUCUCCGAGACCUGACAGUGAACGUUCCGGUAUCAUUUCAAGAUCAGUGUCUAUGAUCUCAGUAGCCAGUUCGGAGGAUUCUUGCCAGGCUAGCAUGUCAACUCCCAGGCCCGCAGAGUACGACUCGGAUCUCAAUUUGGACGCAUCUGACUCCCAGCCGCCUUUCCUUCAGUCUUCCCUCAUAGUUCAGUCCUCCAGGUCACCGAUUCUCAACGAUAAAGAAACCAGCAGUCUUCCUGACAUGGCGUCUGGCAUUCGAACACCAUUGCAAAGUAAACUCGCAUCUCCUUUCUUAAGAGCUGUCCUGGAUGAGGAUGCUAAAGCCGUACUAUGUGAACCAGACAGACCAACAGAAGAAUCUCAGAAAGUUGGUGACGUAGCACACUCCGGCGAGGAGCCUGGUAAAAUACACCAGACUGAACCCAGUGGAGCUGUCACACAGGAAAGUCUUACUAUUCACAGCUCAGUGUCCGUGCAUCUCCCUGGCACUAUACCCGAAACUGAACAAGCUGUUGGGGUUGAGGAUGCGAGUAGCAGUUCAAGCAGCCAGUCUGCAUGUGUAUCUAACUCCAGAGAGGCUUCAGUAAAAGAUAACGCAAGUCAACAAACUAGCCUUUCACAAGCCAGCGGUUUGCUGCCAAAUGCAGCAGAGGUCAGCAAGCUAGACGCCGAUACUUUAUCAGAGCAAAGUGGACAAAAUCAACUCGACAGUCCGGACGCAGAAACGACCGAAGGCUCAAACAAAACGUCCUCGUUAACAUGUGUGGCUCAGGUGGCACAGGCUGCAUCCUCACAGCCAGAGCAAAGCUCCACUAAAGCACCUACGCAUUCACUUAACCUCACAUGGGAUUCUCUCUCUGAUCAGAAUAAUGACCAGCUACCAAGGAUAGACCUGGAGCUGAGACUAGAGAAAAGAACAAGAAGUUUGUCAAUGGGUCCUGAGAUCAUAAUGGAGGCCAGGUGCAUGGAGAAUGUCUCUGCUGGAAAUGCAAUGGAUUGGACAGCUAGCCAAGCUCCACCUGUUGGCUCUUGUCGGAGCAGCUCUGAGGAGUCCACUAAAGCACCGCCAUGUACAGUCAGUGUGCUCAGAGAUUCUCAGCAAGUCGCAGAAAGGAUUUCACCAGAUGACCGCAGGUCGAGUCACUCCAGCGAGAAUGUAGGUGCAGCCGACGCACAGUUGGAGAUGAAGGAUUUUAGUUUGCCUGUCCCUUCAAUUUCAAAUGUCCUUCACUGUUCUAGUCCUGAACAGAUAUCUGAAGAGCCGAUGGAAGUAUCAGGGGAAGAACCAGACCAUAGCCAGGUCAUUGCUGAGACGCAAGUAGAGAAGGUGGUGGCUGCAGAGGAUGCAGCUCAGACCCAGCCUCUGCAAGACAGUAAAGCAGAUGUUGAUGCAGAGAUGCGAGACCAACUUGAUGGUGAAGAGAAAUCUGCAAAACCAGGUACUCCAUCAGAUGGAGAGCAGAAUCUUGGCUGCACGGGGGUUCAACUCGAUUCUCAAUCAGAACUCACCAGUGGAGCAACAUCUGGAAGUUCUUCUCCACUGUCAGUGGUAGAUCGGGACAGUGAUCCAACCGGAGCCAGGACAAAGGCGAAAACUCUGGAUGAUGAAGUUGACAUCCAGGCCACACAUCCAAGAAAACGGAAGAUGCACCGAGCUUCUCCUUCAACGCAAGCCAGCCUUUCAGCUCAGCAGAUUAAGGAGAAGGCCCAACAGUCUUUGGCUGCAAUCGUGGACUCCCUUAAGCUCGAGGAAAUUCAGCCCUACCAGACAGAAAGGGCAAAUCCUUAUUACGAGUUCCUGCAUAUCCGCAAAAAGAUCGAGGAGAAGAGGAAGGUGCUAUUUAGUGUCAUUCCUCAAGCACCACAAUACUAUGAUGAGUAUGUUACAUUUAACGGGUCCUACCUGCUUGAUGGGAAUCCUCUGAGUAAGCUCUGUAUUCCGACGAUUGCACCACCACCCUCACUACCUGAACCGCUAAAAGAGAUGUUCAAACAGCAAGAGGUCGUGCGCAUGAAACUGCGCUUGCAGCACAGCAUUGAACGGGAGAAGUUGAUUGUGUCCAAUGAGCAAGAAGUCCUACGUGUCCAUUAUCGUGCUGCAAGAACGUUAGCCAAUCAAACACUACCCUUCAGUGCUUGCACAGUCCUGUUGGAUGCAGAAGUAUACAACAUGCCCCAGGAUGUACAGGGAGAUGAUGGGAAAACCUCGGUGAGAGAUCGGUUUAAUGCAAGACAGUUCAUGUCUUGGCUUCAGGAUGUGGAUGACAAAUUCGACAAGUUAAAGACGUGUCUCCUGAUGAGGCAGCAGCACGAGGCAGCAGCUCUUAAUGCCGUUCAGCGAUUAGAGUGGCAGCUGAAGCUACAGGAGCUGGACCCUGCCACCUACAAAUCAACCAGCAUCUUCGAAAUCCCAGAGUUUCACAUCCCCCUUGUCGAGGUCAACGAUGACUUUGACCUCACCCCAAUAUAACAGCAGUGAGCCGGUGCCUAGAUCCAAAUGAACUGACAAGGCUCAUCUCUCCAGGGCUCGAGAGUAGUAGAGAAACACAAAAGCACUUGUUUUGGGCAAGCUGGUGUGUGUGUGUGUGUGUCUGAGGGGGAGAGGGGGUGGGCAGUCUUGCACCAUAUAACCAGACACUCCAAAAAAUAUUAAUAACAGUGAUGCAUAACUGAAUAACAGUCCUCUAUCUCUGCAGAUUAAAAAAGUCUGCAGGAUUUUUUUUGUCAUUUCUGAAUAGGAGCGUCUGCCAAAAGACUUGGACGCACCUGCUACGUUUCUAUAUCGGGUCCAAAGGCUCAGCAUUGCGUCCCUGAAGGUCCAAUUACCUUUCCCUGUAUUGGCUCUUGUUUGAAUACACUUACCUGCUCCAGAUGCACUUCUGUCAUUCGAAUGCAGCCCAAAACAUAGAAUCUUAAAGCUGCUGGCUUUAGGUCCAAACUGAAAUGCACUUAAAACGUAAAAGUCCUUGUUACAGAACAGUAGAACCACAGGCAGGGAGGCAGAGGUGCACAGAGGCGAUCCAGCCAGCAGAGGGCGACGCCUACCCUCAGUGAUCAGAGCGAGCAUCAGGAGAGGGGCAAAGUUAGAAGCGUACACUUUACCUCUCCUCUGUUAGAACAGUCUUGUUCCAAUUUGUUUCAAAAGUGAGUGUUCAUGAUGUAUAUAUUGUGCUCUUCAUUCUUUUUUAACUUAUUUUAUACAUACUGAUUGUGCAUUUGUAAAUAGCCAUGUAAUUAUUUUUAACUUGUAAAAAGAGAAAAUAACAGAAAGGAAGUUAAUAGAUAUUUUGAUUGUAAACUUUUUGUCAAAUGUUUAAUGGACCAAAGUUGGUUUUAUAUUGCGCGUCCUCUCUGUCGUUGAUGUUGGCUUAACUCUUUAAGCAUGUGUUUUUGAAUUAUGUUUGUUUUGUUUGUUAGGGUUUUUUUCUUCUUCUUCUUCUUCUUCUUCUUCUUCUUCUUCUUCUUCUACUACACGUUUCCUCCUAGAUUCAUCACAGCAGGUGUUUUUGACUUGUGAUUUCUAUGCCGUGCAUGCGUUGCAGGUUUGUACUUCUUUUUCUGGAAGCUGUGCUGUGGUGAGGUUUAUGUAAGUGGUCCUGCUUUCUCCCGCCUUUGUCGUCUAUUAGUAACACUCACUUCCUCCGUGUUGCCCGUCGUGUCUUGCGCACACUAACAGAAAAAAGAAAAAAAAAAAGGAUCGAUGUGUCUUCUUGUUAGAAAAAGGAAACUUACUUUUACAGUUUUAAUGUGAGAUCACAACAAAACAAAACCUAUUUUUUACGACACGCCUUUUGAACGAUGGUUCUAAAAAUGUCUAUUUUAAUAUUUACUUGUUACAGGAUAAUGUACAUAAUUGUAAUAUAUACCUGAAUAAAUUUUAUUGGUUGUGAA
Messenger RNA from Tachysurus fulvidraco (yellow catfish), 8417 nucleotides. It is a transcript of the gene ankrd12, whose product is annotated as ankyrin repeat domain 12. NCBI's taxonomy places the organism in Eukaryota, Metazoa, Chordata, Actinopteri, Siluriformes, Bagridae. Gene Ontology annotation, cellular component: nucleoplasm. The transcript has 14 exons. Gene Ontology annotation, molecular function: protein binding. The record is from RefSeq and is a predicted model, not a curated record. The coding region runs from base 895 to 6996 and encodes 2033 amino acids.